CAGCUCGACUGAAACCACACGCGAUAUAUAGCUGCUGUCUUUCCGCAUAGAGAAAUCUCCAUCUUUGUGUCCCGAGUGCGAACGCUUUUAGUGCCGUGCUAAACGGUGAUUGUGACACGAAUUCACGCAUUUUCUGUCCCGUGUGUUACCCCGUGAACAGGAAAAAAGGGGAAUAAGUUACUGUGCUUCACAGUUUUAGCCAGCGCUAUACCAACGCCGUGAAGCGCACGGAGAGAGUGUGAAAAAAACGGAAGGUAGCCAAUAUCCGCCGAUUGGUAUCCUUACGAAGCCCAACAUCAUUCAAUCCAUCCGAAGGCAACAAAAUACACAAUCAACGAGGAUUCGCUCGCGACGGCUGCAGCGUAGCCAGUGAACAACCGGGCUCGGAACGUCGUUGGCCCCUAAGCCAAUAUCUUUACUGCUGCUAAACAACUUGGAGCCACACACACCACACAGGACGCCAAGGGCUCAUCGGCAGCUGAUUUAGGCUCAAGCACAAGCAAGCAGAGGGUGGGCUGCUUGCGGUAGCAGACGACGACGACGACGGCAAAAGCACGCACAGAGUGAGCUCAGAAGGCGGCGGAUGGUUGGAGUGGCGUUGAAGGAGAAGGUCAGUGGAGGCGGUGGUAGCGGUGGCUCAACCAUGUCACGCAGCGUACGGGCGGAAACGCGCGCCAGCAAGAAGGAUGACGUGAAGAAGCUGAUGCUGUCGAUGGACCGGGUGCGCCACUGGGAGAAAAAGUGGGUAACGAUCGGCGAAACCUCGAUGAAGAUCUACAAAUGGGUUCCGAUCUCGACGAACGAGAAGAAGAAACCUACGGUGGCCGCGGCGGUGGCUGCUGCCGCUGCCGCCGCCGCCGCUGCGGUUGCUGCAGCUGCCCUCUCCGAUGCAAACAGUGCUGAUGCGGCGUGUGUAGGAACCGGCACUGGGACCGUCUCCUCACCGGCCACCGGUCCCCAGCAGCUGCUCAGUGGGAAGACGGCCGGCACGGGGGGCUUGAACGGAGGACCGAUGGGCACACAGCCGCCCGCAUCCCAGGGCCACGGCUCCACCGUGGGUCAUGUCAAUAACAGCAACACCAACACCAACAACAGCAACAGCAGCGAAAACAAGGAAAACAACCGCAAGCCGACCGGCACCGACUCAAACUCAAACUCGAACUUUGGGCUGGCCGAGGACUCGAACACCUGUUUUUCCAUCGUUAGCGACUCUCAGGGAGCCACCGAUUUCGUCUCCAACAUGUUCUCGGAGGACUCCAACUCCCAGGGCAGUGACAGCGUGCCAAAGCGGCUUAAGAUCGAGUGAAGUGGAGUGUUCCGUGAGGCCCGCGGAAGCUGCUUUACGUACUGGUCCUCCACUCCCUCUUGCUCUCGCCUAUCGACCCUCGAACCAAGGCUCCCCAUCCUUUUACCAACAAAUUGUACAAAAAACUCUGUGUCCAUGUGUGAGUAUACGUAUGUAUGUGUGUAUGCGUGUACGUGUGGGUAAUGCGUACCAGAAUGUUUGUAUACGCGUGUAGAACCGAUUGUUUUCGCAAAAUGAGCAGGGUGACAUGGAGACUGGGUGAGGGGCACUGGUUCCAUUUCAUCGCUAUAGGGAUGCGGCGGAAUAGGACGCAUGGAGGACUUUCCGAAGUAUCCAGAAGAUUAUGCUCUUUUUACCUUAUACUUAAAUACUUCAGUUUCGAUCGAUCAAGUUUGUUUUUUUUUACUUUUUAUGCAUUUGAAUAUGAGCUUUACUUAUCAAGUGAGCAUUAAAUCCUAGGUUUAGCGAUGUUAGGUUAGCAAGAUGCCCCGGUCAUUGAAUUUUAUUGAGGCAACACAAGUCGUUGAAGGACGCCAGAUCAAGCAAUUUUUGAUAUGUCCCUUUUUAUUUUAAAUGCAUUCGAACAAGAGAAAGCGAGAGAUAAAUUUCAUUAUUAACAUAUUAUAUUAGCGAAAGCGUGUGUGAGUGUGUACACAUGCGCACAGACAAUUUCACACAUCUAUCAAGCGAUACUCCACGCUUCACUUGAUAAGAGAAUGCGGCACCGCAGCCCUUUCCCUUAGGCAAAGACUAGAUUAGGGGAGGCACGUUCAGCCGGGCUUAGGGACGCAUCGGGCAAGCAUUAUUGUACUUUACACCUUACUGCACAUUGCACGCAGCUAUAAAAAGGAUAAAAACGGCAACCGACAACACUGGCGACAUCCUCUACAGACGAGCUGUGGAGAGCCAGCCAUUAGGCACCUUUAAUUUGCCAGCUAGCCCCAAAUAGGAGUGAAUAAACUACAGCAACGUAUAUACAUAA
This is a messenger RNA of Anopheles aquasalis, 2288 nucleotides long. It is a transcript of the gene BCL7-like, whose product is annotated as chromatin remodeling complex subunit BCL7B-like protein. Lineage: Eukaryota; Metazoa; Arthropoda; Insecta; Diptera; Culicidae. The record is from RefSeq and is a predicted model, not a curated record.